Olea europaea var. sylvestris is the source of this 1084-nucleotide messenger RNA. RefSeq names its product syntaxin-71-like. Gene Ontology annotation, cellular component: endomembrane system; SNARE complex. The record is from RefSeq and is a predicted model, not a curated record. Gene Ontology annotation, molecular function: SNAP receptor activity; SNARE binding. The coding region runs from base 161 to 817 and encodes 218 amino acids. Gene Ontology annotation, biological process: vesicle fusion; intracellular protein transport. The transcript has 9 exons. NCBI's taxonomy places the organism in Eukaryota, Viridiplantae, Streptophyta, Magnoliopsida, Lamiales, Oleaceae.
AUAAAAAAAAAAUAAAAAUGGAACACUGUCAAGGGUGGAUUUGAAACUCCAUUUACUCUGUUGCACCCGGUAUAGUUCUGCUGAACCUCGUCGCAAUCGAUUUGCCCCAAUUUUCAUAUCCUUAAUUCAUUAAACCUCUCGGCAAAAGGAAAAGAUAAAAAUGAGCGUGAUCGAUCUAUUGACUCGCGUGGACGCGAUCUGCAAGAAGUAUGAUAAAUACGAUAUAGAGAAACAGAAGGAUUCCAACGUAUCUGGGGAUGAUGCCUUCGCUCGUCUCUAUGCCGCCGUUGAGUCAGACAUAGAGGAGGCACUACAGAAAGCGGAGAAGGCUUCAGGAGAAAGUAAUCGGGCAUCGGCCGUUGCGAUAAAUGCAGAGAUUCGGAGAACCAAGGCCAGAUUGAUUGAAGAGGUCCCCAAAUUGCAGAGGCUGGCCGUGAAGAAGGUUAAAGGACAUAAAUGGACAGCAAAGAACCAGAACCAGUUUGUGGAAUGGACUGAAGGGUCAAGUCAAUUCAGGCAAGAGUAUGAAAUGCGGAAAAUGAAACAGGACCAAGGUUUGGACACGAUAGCAGAAGGUUUAGAUACUUUAAAAAACAUGGCACAUGACAUGAAUGAGGAAUUUGAUCGGCAGGUUCCUCUUAUGGAUGAGAUUGACACCAAGGUGGACAGAGCAACAGCUGACCUUAAGAAUACCAAUGUCCGACUGAAGGACACUGUUAAUCAGCUGAGAUCUAGUCGAAAUUUCUGUAUUGACAUCAUUUUGCUGUGUAUAAUUCUGGGAAUUGCUGCUUAUUUGUACAAUGUGUUGAAGAAGUAGAAGUGGUUGGGAGAGUGCCGGGUGUGACUGUAUGGAGUCUUUGGUAUUGUUUCCACUGAGUGAGUUGUAGCCAUGUGGUUCUUUGUAUAAUUAGUUUGAUUUUCAUGCUGGCAUAACUUGUUUAAAACUCUGCUUCUUUUUAAAGUUUCUUUUGGUAACAUUAAGGCCUCUAUUUGACCUUCCAUGUAAUGGUUUGAUAGUAACUCAGAUUAGUGUGUUUCUUCCUCCCCUGUGGGUGAUAAUGGCCAGUUUGAUAUGAUUUUUGUU